This is a messenger RNA of Orussus abietinus, 5092 nucleotides long. RefSeq lists its product as uncharacterized. The coding region runs from base 1 to 2295 and encodes 764 amino acids. The record is from RefSeq and is a predicted model, not a curated record. The transcript is spliced from 10 exons. NCBI's taxonomy places the organism in Eukaryota, Metazoa, Arthropoda, Insecta, Hymenoptera, Orussidae.
AUGGAUAGGCUGGCUAAUUGGACGCGCGGCAUAAAUUCGACAACACCUGGUUCCGAACACAAUUGUGUAACAAAUUCAUCGGAGUCCCUGGACAAAUUACUUGUCACUGCACCUUCAUGGACCGCUGUGAAUCAAGACUUAAGAUGGAUUUUCCUUCUACACGUUUAUGGAUUUGCAUGCCUCUUUUUUGUACUCAGUUUCUACACCUUCUUCUCAAUUUUAAAUUUAAGAUCACUGAUUUCCAGCCGGCCUUUUUUGUCAACGAUUAAUAUAUUCUUAUGCUUGCUUGGAGCAUCACGGGCAGGUUGUCUCUUCAUUGAUCCUUAUAAUCUCAAAGAGACGAUGCCUAAAGUGAUUGGCUCGAUCAUGUGGGACAUUGGAUUUCCCUGUGUCACCUCUGCCUUCUGCCUUAUACAACUGGCAUUUCUUCAACUGACACAGUUGAAAUUCGGGCUCGAGAAGAUACAAAAAGAAUCCUGCCUGAGUGUCGUGAUCACCUCACACUUUUCCUUCAUCAUUGCAAGCGACGUGGUUCUCAUAUUUUAUAACCACUAUGUCGAGAAGUAUGUGGUGCAAAUCGUAUUCCUAAUCUGGAGCGCAGUUCUGUACACGACCUUCUUGCACGCGGGUUAUAAGGUGAUGCACCUACUGAGGACCAUGCCCAACAGUUUGUUAAUCCGUGAAAGUACUCAUCCAAAUCAAAAAGGCAUCAUGCAAUUCGCCAUGCUCGCACCCUACAAAAAUCUAGCAACGUCCGUAACUGCUGCCCUCGUUCCUACCAUGCUCUGCCCUAAAUUAAAAGGAUCGGAAGAAGUCGAAGCACCCGUUAGUCCUAACAAGGACUCAAGUUACAAUCAGAGCCUUAAAGCCGAAAUGCCGAAAUCGCCUAAAACUCCAGAGAGAAUCCGGAAAGAUAGUCUGGCCACGUCGCUGCAGCCAUCGGCGCAAAUUCAGGCACCUCAAAUUCAGCCGAUUUCGACGGUGCCGGAAGUGUAUGUAAGACCUCCGACUCCAACGCCUUCAACGGUUGAUCUACCGACUAUAACGAUCUCAAGCCCGAGUCGCAGAAGCUCUCUGGCUAGCAGACGAGGAAGCGACGUCUCCAGGACUUCCCGCAGGAGUUCCGAGUGCAGCGUGAAACUCCCCGGCGAGGAUAAUUCGUCGUCCCUUUCCGAGUCGAGGCGCAAUGCCGACUUCACCGCCAGGCACUUUCCCGAUAAAGAGAGGCCGCGAACUCCUGAAAGUAUUUUAAGGAGACACUCCGAGAACAUCACACCCACUGGGAGCGCGAAAGACAUCCGAAGGUGCUCCGACUUCACCCAUGAGAAAAAUCGCAGCUCGCAAUUUGCAACAAAAUUGAGGAGAAACAGCGAUUUCGGGAACAGGACCCCAAGGAGGAUGAUGCCGCCCGAUGAGCACCAUAGACUGCCAAAGUUACCCGACUAUAGCCCCACAGGUUCCAGGCGGAAUUCGGACCUCGGUAGUGUGACGAGCACGAAAGUCGACUCCAGAAGGAAUUCCGACUUGUCGUACAGGCGCAAUUCCGAAAUGUCUCAGAUCAAACCGCUCGUCAUAAAUCGUCAUUGCAGUGACGUAAGUAUCAGAACCUUGGACAAAAGUCCAACGCAUUAUCAGUGCAUCGUCCCCGAGAAAGCGGACAUACCCGAGAAAUCCGAGUCUGACUCGGACCAACCGGACUGCAGCGAAAAGGCAGCUUUGAUGUGCGGAAAACCUAAGGAUAAGGACGAGGAGGCCAGAGGCCGCAAGAAAAACCUAUCUUGGAAGACUGAUAAGAAUAAAGACGAUCCCGAGGAGAUCACCGUGGAGUCCAGCUUAUUACGCACCGAGUCUGCCGUGACGGAAGGGAGGGUCACGCGUGCGGAUUUUCGACUUCAGUUGAUACUGGACCACAUCGCAUAUGUAAAUCGAACUAAAUCGGACACUCCGUUGCAUAUUCCGGAGGCCGAUACCGCAGCUGCUCGCAAAUCUCAAAUACGAAGGGUCUUAAAUGUCAUGUAUGCCACUGCGAUUCUAGGCAUUGUACUAUGCAUUACAGAAGUGGCUCGAGUAAUUGGUCCGUACGGUCUUUUGGCCGACACUGUCAAGUAUGGCACGAGGCCAGCAGCUCAUCAGUACCCUAAACCAUGGCCGUGGAUCAUAUACCAAACAUUGUGUAGGGUCCUGGAACUCAUAAUGGGAUGUGCUAUGGCAAGCAUAACGAAGCAGCCUUCGGUAAGCCUUCGGCAUCAUCAGUAUUUGAACAACUAUCCCAGCUAUAGUUUACGGAUCAAGUAGGUGGGUAUUUGCGUGCUAAGCAAUACUAUCUCGUUCCCGAAACCUAAGCAAAAAGGGGAUGUAAUGCCAAACCGUACGUUUCUAAAGUUGUCUGGGCUAUACUCGACUCCUUUCGUGUCUGUAAUCAAGAGAUCUCGUAGCAGCCCCACGAGUUAAGGCGGCUUCUUCCGUGAGAAAGAAGCUUCCGGUGCAAUUGUUCGUUGCAUCGUUCCGACUGGCAAAAUGAAAGGUUUCUACCCGUCGUAAAUUCGCGGUGCAUUGCGUGUGAAUGCAGAUUUACUCCGACAAAUGUGGGGAGUCUACCAGCUGAUUGCAGUCCGACUUGACGGAACUAUAAAGCGCCUCUCUUAGACUGAUCGUAAUUUCUACUGCAAAACGGAAGAUCGACUGCGAUAUAUGUAUAUGGGCGUGCGAGAGAAAGAGAGAGAUAAAUGGUGACAAUUAUACGGGGGAAAAUCCUCCGGCCGGAUAAAUGGUAACCCGAAUCUUAUAGUUGACGGUAAUGCAGCAAUAUAUCGAUGUGCAACAUUCUAAAGAGCAGAAACUAAGUUCAAAUGACAUAUAUAAAUAUAUCUAACUUUAUAUUUUUCGAGUCGCAAACUCCUCCGGACAGGACGACACUCACCUUCUACAGAAUCUAUUUUAACGAGCGAGAGCGUAUAUAUAUUUUUAACUUUAGAUUAGUAUCUCAACGCUACUUUAAUUGUUUGUUUUUUUUUGGUAUUUCCCCGGCGGCUCGAAUGAAAAGACGGAGGGUAUUUAGGGCCGUCGUGAUUUUACGCAAAAUGCUUUGACCAAAUACUAUGUUAAAGCUGCACAGUAGAGGCGGGAUGUACAUAAUUGAAACCCUUUAGCUCUAGUUUAGGGAUCGAUAUCGAACGGAACAAUUCAUUAAUAAUGCGUUCUCCACGACUGGAAUAGUCGUCGCAAGGAGCGAACCCUUCUUAAGUGCCCUACUCUUGGAUGUUCGAAACAAAAAUAAUUUAUUACUAAAAACAUUGAUGUCUAAGUGGUUUAACUACAAAUGAAACUUGUAACAGUGUUGUGAUCUUAUAUGUGAUAUUCGUUUAAAUGUAUAGACUGGAGGAAUAAGUACUUUGGCGACACAAGUUCAGCUUCUUAAGGACCAGAUCUUCGUGACCAUACAUUUAUCGUAAUGCCGUAUCAACAAAAUGUAGGAUACAAUUGAGUAGCUGACAUUUAAAGGAAAUAGAUUCCAUAGUAAAUAUGAAUUUCUAGAGUAAUACGCGUAUUUGACAUUUUCUUUUUUUAAGUCUAAUUCUCUCAAUAUUUCGGCCCUUGAAUCUGUUAUAUCAAACCGUAAAUUGUAACGAGUCUUGAGAAAUUGGCCAUUGCAAGUCUCGGUACUUUCCAUGUAACGGUGAAAUUAAUAUUUACAUUCCUUGAAAUCGUUGGCAAAAUAAGUUUAACGUAACCUAAUGUUCCCAAUUGUUUAAUUUUAUUUAAGAAAAAAAAACGAUAUAAAAACCGUACAUUUGUUCGUUACAAAUAAUCAAAAAUUGUAGCACUAUCUUCAAGUCAAUACAUAUUGUUAAUAGAGGUAUAACGUUUGUGCAACUAAUCUCUAUAGUACAAUGAAAUGACUAUCUAUGAAUCAUACAAUCGGAAAUGGUCACGAUGGCAAAAACAAAACCACGGCUAUGCUUGUACCAUCAAUGAAAACAGUAGACACUGUCUGUUGGAGCAAAAAGUAGAUUAAACAUUAACUAUAGCAGUCUAACAUAGAUGUAUGAUGAAUGUUUAAUGUGCCAAAUAUUCAUGUUACGCAUUUUAAAUGUUUAUGACGGUAUAAGUCCUAAGUUAGAAAGGCGUCUUGACGAAGCAUUUCAAGAGCCAUAUUGGCAGAAUGAUUCCAGAUUGGCGUAUCUGCAAAGGUGGAACUGUAACACUAUUUUUAUCAAUGAAUAACCGGUAUUUUAAGAUUGAAAGAUGUUGGGCAUAUUUUUAUUGCACUCGAGCGUUGCUUUUGGCGGAAGACAAUAGUUGUAACGCAAGGGUGACUUCAACUGAAUCUUAAAGGGACGUCAAAUAUCAACAGUUGAGAACUAAAUGAAGAUAUCGAGAAGCUCGGUAAAUGAGUAAAGUAUAUUUUAUAAUUGUCUGAUUAUUUAAACCGUAAAGACUUAUUAAGGGAAUUAGUUUCACCAGUUUUGGACCUACGUGAUUCUUGAACCCACUCCUUUGAGAGGUUUCACGAAGAAGUUCAAUUAACAUUGCUUGUUAUUAAUUCUACUUUUGUACAAAGUUUAAUUUGUAGGUAUACGUGAGAAAUUGAAGUCAUCCUUUCACGAAGAGCAUUGCGGUAUCCUACUCUUGACUGUAAAUACACGAGAACUUCGUGGAUUUGUGAUUCAAACUGAACAUACUCUUAGAACGGUGAUUCAUAAUAUUUUAAGAUACUCGUUAGUGAUGGGAAGCCUACCGCUUGUGAUACCUUUUCUUGUAAAAAUAAGUUUGUUUACUUGACGCGUCUACCACUGUCAGUUAUAGAUUGGGCAAACAUUAGAGAAGUUGGAUUAAUAAUUUCCUAUUGGGUUAUAACCGCACACGACGGAUGAAAGUUCGACAAUACGAAAUCAAACUUCAUCGUAACAUUCUACACGUGAACUGUUCAUAUCAAAAGCGGAGAUCAUCAGGCGUCGUGAUUUGCAAGUGAAGAUUAGUAAACAAUUAAGACAGGCGCAGUGUAACAUCAGUGUUAUGAAUUUGUAUGAAGUUGUAACACUCGACGGAUGAAUUUUUACCAAAAAAUAAUAAAGGAAUAGGCGAAAAAGGA